Coturnix japonica (Japanese quail) is the source of this 903-nucleotide messenger RNA. It is a transcript of the gene MIX23, whose product is annotated as mitochondrial matrix import factor 23. Gene Ontology annotation, cellular component: mitochondrial intermembrane space; mitochondrion. The record is from RefSeq and is a predicted model, not a curated record. NCBI's taxonomy places the organism in Eukaryota, Metazoa, Chordata, Aves, Galliformes, Phasianidae.
CCAGCCCUGCACAGCUCCCCUCAAUGUCACCGCUCCGCAGCGCUCCGCCCCGGCCCGGCGAUUGGAGGGGGGCGGCGGGAGGCCCGUUCUCCCCGCGGCUCGACGGCGACCUCCGGCAGCUCCAGCCCCACUCCAACCCCAGGCAGGGCCCGCCCGGCCCCGCUUGGCCCCGCCUUUCCCCCCCGAUUGGCCGCCGCUUCGCCCUCGGCCUUUCCAGUAUGGCGGCGCCCAGCAGCGGGGUGAGCUGCGAGGACUUCGCUGAGUUCCAGGAGUUGCUCAGGGUGAUGAGGACGAUCGAUGACAGAAUCGUCCAUGAAUUAAACACUACAAUUCCUACAGCCUCCUUUGUAGGGAAAGUUGACGCCAGCCAGACAUGUAAAGAGCUCUAUGAGUCCCUGAUGGAAGCUCACACCAGCCGAGAGAGAAUCAUCAAAAACUGCAUUGCUCAGACUUCCAGUGUAGUGAAAACUCUCAGAGAAGAGAGGGAAAAGGCACAGGAUGAUGUAGCGUUAUUAAAGCAACUCAGGAAAGAGCAGACAAAGUUGAAAUUGAUGCAGUCGGAGCUGAAUGUUGAAGAAGUGGUAAAUGACAGAAGCUGGAAGGUAUUUAAUGAGCGUUGCCGAAUUCAUUACAAGCCUCCGAAGAGUCAAUGAUGUGAAGUACUUUCCAUCAAGGUGGUCCACAAUCAUGAGAUCCAAACUGGAAAGAGACAUUGGGCGAGCCAUACUUGGACCUUGCAGAACCAGGACAACCAGUCUUGCUUUAUUUUGGACCUACCUAGCUGGAAUCUCAAGGUUUAAAUAAUUCUCCUGUAAUUAAGAGAAAACAACUCCUCUUUUGUACAAAAUAUGUGAACAAAUGAGUUUUAUAGUAUUAAAAUAAUUUUCAAAUGGAAUGCAAAAA